AGAAAUGUGAGAGAUAAUUAAGUAAUAUCACUUAUAAAAAAUGCCCUUGCCAAGCCAGCUGCCUGACGAUUUUAAUGUAACUGCAGCUGAAACUUCUUCUAAACUCCUAGUAUGGGCAAGACGCUAUGUUAUCUUGAAAAAAAUUGGAUCAGGAAAUUUUGGAAAUGCUUUCUUAAUUGAAGAUAAAGAAGCAAGGCAUAUAGAUGAAAAGCAGAAAGUGUUGAAGCAGGUAUGUGUUGGGCCUGUCGAUCCUGGUGAAACAGUUGAUGCAAUGCGUGAAGCAAGACUACUUGCUCGUAUGAAACACAAAAACAUCGUUCAGUUUCAUGAGAGCUUUCUUGAUGGACAGUUUUUCUGCAUUGUGUUGGAAUACUGUGAGGGUGGGGACAUGGAAGGUAAAAUCAAGGAGUACAAGGAAAAAAAUGAGCACAUAAAUGAACAGCAGGUUAUAAAAUGGCUCAAACAAAUACUAAAAGCUAUUCGUCAUAUGCAUGAAAGUCGUGUGCUGCACAGAGACCUGAAGAGUCGAAACAUUUUCCUUAAAAAUAAUCAGAUCAAGAUUGGAGAUUUUGGGAUUUCACGAAUUUUAAUGGGGGAGUCUGAUAAAGCGAGUACCUUUGUAGGAACUCCAUACUAUAUGAGCCCUGAAGUCCUGAAGCAUGAGAAAUAUGAUGAGAAAUGUGACAUUUGGUCUUUGGGUUGUGUAUUAUACGAGAUAUGCUGCUUCAACCAUGCGUUUGAUGGUUCCUCACUCAUGGCAGUAAUGUUCAAAAUAGUUUCCGAAUACAAUCCAGCUCUACCUGACGUCUAUUCUCGUGCACUCAAUAAUAUUUUAGAAAGGUUUUUGCAUCGUGAGCCACAAAAACGACCGACUGCAAAAGAAAUCUUAGAACACCCUCUGUUUGUUAAGCAAAAGACAUCUGUCAUAAAAUCGGAGCAACGCUUGACAGCCAGACAACGAUUAAAAUUGAAGAAACAAAUAGAAGCUGAUAAGAAAAUGCAACAACUCAAAGAGAUGACUCGGCAAAAUUUUGAACAAAAAGGGAAAAUUCGUCGCGAAUCAAAAGAAAGAAAUUUUUCUCGUUCCUUCUUUAACAACAGCAUGGAAUUAAACGGAUCUGAGCUCAGGUCGUCCUCUCAUAUGAUUCUUCAUGAUCAUGAUGAAACAUUGCGUGAAAAUCAUGAAGAUGAACUUCACGGGACAGUUGUGUUUCAAACCCUAAAAUCUUCCAAUACAUUGCAAGACAAUCUUAUAUCACCAAUUGAUUCUGGAAAUACCAUCCAAUCAAAAAAUCUUCCUGAUCCUCACAUGUCCUCCACUGAUGAGUUGGUUGCCACUCUCCUCCGAGAUGGAAUCAUCCCAGAGGAUGGGGAUCUUGCCGACACAUUCUACUCCUCCCAUGACGACUUUGAGGAAGCUUCUUCCUCCUCUUCCUGCUCCGAAGAGCUCCCAGAGGACAUCCUCAGUGAUACAGAGUACAGGGACAUGGUAGGGUGGAUGGAGGACGCACUCUUCCUAGAAGACUCCACUUCCCGGAUGACAACAAGAGCAUCUUUUGAUAAAAAAUACAAAACAGAUGAAAUAAAACACGUAUUCCACCACGACGACGAACCUGUCACGUCGCAUUUAAAUAACAAGGAGUAUUUCCCAGGUAGCAUGACCGCAAAGCCUAAACAAGUACACCAAGAAAUACCAGUUCGUCCUCAUACAUCUACGGGCCCUUUAUCGUCGUUCAACACUUCGGUCGCCGAUCAGAGAAUCUUUAAUUUUCGCCAACGCUGCGUCUCGAAACUAGGCGAGGACGUUUUCGCUAAGGCGUACGAAAUCGCCAAGCAAAUUCGCUUCAACGUUUCUGGAGAAAACUCUAUCAGGAGAAAGCUGGCAGAGCUCGUACCCGACUCCAGCAAAUGCAUGGACCUUGAGCAGCUUGUGUUUCUCGAGCAAGAAAGAAAUCAAGGCCUAUAAUUUACACGGAACUAACUCAGCGCCAAACCUUACUUCGUCCACGAUUUUACCUCAUACGAAUAAUACUAUUCCAUGUAAUAUUUUAUUCUAUUCUGCGUGUAUGAGCUCUUGCGGCGUGACACGCCAUCGGACUUAAUAUUUAGGCCAGAAUAAGCCUAUUACCUUUUUAAAUAAUAAUGUUUAUGAUUUUUUGUGUUGAUUUUUACGCAAUAUCAUUUUUUACCCGGUUUUAAAUUGACAAUUACGCCUUUACACACCGUUUGUGCUUAAACAAUAUUUCUACAGUACUAAAUAAUACCACUGUUUUAAAUUUGAUUUUCAUUUGUAGUUAUAAUUAAGUAUUCCGAACCGUACUGUUAAAUUUAUAGGUACACUGUUAUAUUAUAUUUGUACGAGUUAUUUUACAUCAAAUACAUUCACAUUAAGUCAUCUUUUUAACACCAACGUCCGCCAUAUUUUUUAGCGUCUUGUUCAUUUUUCUUAAAUUCUUUAGUAUUUUAUAUAGUUAUAUAGUAGGGUGGGGUAAGAUGAUUACCGUUAGCGCAUAAUACCCCAUAUUUCGCAAUUUAACAAUUAAAAAAGCUCUUAGAGUCGUAAGGAUACAGUUAUAUGAGUCUUUAUGAAAUUUCUUUUUAUACCAAAUGGGACGAUAAAUAGGAAUAAAAGCACGGACCAUCUUACCCCACCCUCAUAUAUGUUUAUCGUGUAUGCGCGACAUUUAGUCUAUUAAUUGUGUUGUCUUGUUUGCACUUGAAGGUAAAGUAUUAAACCGGUACCGUGUUCGUA
Messenger RNA from Ciona intestinalis (vase tunicate), 2752 nucleotides. Its product is annotated as serine/threonine-protein kinase Nek11-like. Gene Ontology annotation, molecular function: ATP binding; protein kinase activity. Gene Ontology annotation, biological process: protein phosphorylation. The record is from RefSeq and is a predicted model, not a curated record. Lineage: Eukaryota; Metazoa; Chordata; Ascidiacea; Phlebobranchia; Cionidae.